This is a messenger RNA of Komagataella phaffii GS115, 528 nucleotides long. RefSeq lists its product as uncharacterized. Gene Ontology annotation, biological process: proton motive force-driven ATP synthesis. The record is from RefSeq and is a predicted model, not a curated record. Gene Ontology annotation, molecular function: proton transmembrane transporter activity. The transcript has a single exon. Bases 1 to 528 code for a protein of 175 amino acids. Lineage: Eukaryota; Fungi; Ascomycota; Pichiomycetes; Pichiales; Pichiaceae.
AUGUCUUCCGUUGCCAAACAAGCCGCCACUAAACUCGACUGGGCCACCAUCAUCUCUAAACUGGGAUUGACUGGUUCCACCGCCGCUUCUCUUACUUCCUUCAAGAAGAGACACGAUGAGGCUCAGAGAGCCCUAUUUGAACUCAAGCAACAACCUACCACCGUUGACGUUGAAUUCUACAAGAGUACCUUGAAAAACCAGAAGAUUGUUUCCCAGGUUGAGUCUGAUCUCAAAGCUUUCAAGCCAACUCAAUUCCCAUUGGACAAACAAUUGAACUUGAUCAAAUCCUUCGAAGCAAAGGCUCUUGAAAAUGCAAAGAACACCGAAACCGUUGUCUUGGAUGAGUUGGAGCAACUUUCUGCUACUUUGGCAAACAUUGAGGGCGCCAGAUUAUUUGACGAGUUGACUGUUGAUGACGUCAGAAAGGCUAGACCAGAUAUUCAAGAGAAGGUUAACUCCAUGGUUACCAACCACAGAUGGGAAGUUCCUGGCUACAAGGAGAAGUUUGGAGACCUCACUAUUAUGUAA